Cyprinus carpio (common carp) is the source of this 3480-nucleotide messenger RNA. It is a transcript of the gene eva1aa, whose product is annotated as eva-1 homolog A, regulator of programmed cell death a. The record is from RefSeq and is a predicted model, not a curated record. Lineage: Eukaryota; Metazoa; Chordata; Actinopteri; Cypriniformes; Cyprinidae. Gene Ontology annotation, molecular function: carbohydrate binding.
CUCUCUCUCAGUCUCAGGUCUUCUCUGGUGUUCUUCUGACUCUGUCACUGGUGUCUCCAGACUGAAGUCAUGGAAUCAGACAUCACUUUAGGUUCUGCGCUCUGAUUCUCUCAGGAAUCAUCGGAUCUGGUGGGACAUUUAAGGAUGUUUUCCCCUGAUGUCUCAUAUUCUCUGCUGUUGUUGGGAAUCUCGUGUCUGACUGUCUUCACUAAGACUUCACAGGAGUUCUCAGGUUAUCUGUCGCGUGUUCUGAGGAAUUACACUGAACAGGCGUGUGAUGGAGAAUUCCUGACUGUUCGCUGCCCGCCCAGAACCUCCAUCACCGUCCAAUCAGCUUCCUACCGCAUAACAGACUCUGCCGACUCACCUCAGUGCCCAAACCCUUAUAGCAGUGCUGGACCACCCUCAGUGCAUGACAUCACUUCCUGUCAUGUGUCCACAUCCUUGCAGAAGAUGCUGGAUGAAUGUGAGGACAGGCGGAGAUGUCAGGUUCUUGUCAACAGUCGUUUGUUUGGGACGGACCCCUGUCCCACCAUCAGCAAAUACCUCAGUGUGCGGUACAAGUGCAGGCCAAGUGAGUAUAAGAGUAAAGUGGUGUGUGAAGGCGAGCGCUUGCGGUUGGGCUGCAAGACAGGGAUGCAAAUCGCGGUUUAUUCUGCCAUGUUUGGCCGCACACAGCAGGGAACGCUGGAGUGUCCUCCACACCACCGGAGAGCACCGUCUGUCGACUGCUCGUCAGAUGUGGCUUUGCAGGUGAUGACAUCACGUUGCCAGGGGAAACGCUCCUGUGUGGUCCGUGCCUCGACACAAGAGUUUGGCGACCCCUGUUACCACGGCACCCGAAAAUACCUCAGCGUCAUACACACCUGCGUCCCAAAGAAACUGGUGCAGGAGUCGGUUUCCAGGCAUCCAUCAUUCCCCUCUCCCCCAUCUGUGCCUCAUGACCCCAACGUGGUGGGAGACAGCCCUCCUCCUGACGGGACCCCGUCUCUGACCUCGGACUCUGCGCCAGGGAGGUCGACGCGAGGACGGAGUUCUGGUCCGUAUUCAGAAGAGACGGAUCAGUCUGGAGAAAGCGAUCCGAACCCAACCAUCUCCACCGUAAUCAGACCAGCCAUGGCCCUCAUCAGCAGCAUGCUGGCGGCCUACAUCUACAUCACAGAGCACCCGGAGCGCUGUGCGCUGUAUUUCAUGUGUGGCAUCUGUGCCGGUCUGUUCCUCACGCUCUUCGCGCUGGUGGUUCAGAUUUCCUGUCGUACGGACUGUAAACCUCGCCACGGCGUCGCUAAGAAGCGCCCGAGACCCGCGGACUCCGACAGCGACACCAGCGACUCAGAUUCAGACUGGGACUUGAGCUCGGACCUCUCGGCCCGACGGCACCGGCGCUUCGAGCGCACGCUCAACACAAACGUCUUCACGUCAGCGGAGGAGCUGGAGCGAGCGCAGCGACUGGAGGAGAGAGAGCGGAUCAUACGGGAAAUCUGGAUGAACGGACAGCCUGACGUCCCAGGAACCCACAGCCUGAAUCGCUACUACUAGAGCGCCGCCUCCGAUCGGACAAAUCCAGACGGGAAGCUACUGGAGUCAUCGCCUAGUGUGGCAUUAAAUGGCAUAUUUGCAGUGGAAAUAAGCUCUUCAUUGAGGCGCGGUUUAUCCAUGAGGUGAAAGGUCAAAUGCUGACAAGUCUGAUUUGGGAAUAUUCUUACCUGAUGUCUUGAAGUUGGACAUUUUCUGCAGCGUGCGGCUGAAGCUAAGGCUCAUGGGAGAUGUGGUUCAGCUGAAAGGAGUCUAUAGGCAGCUCUGAGAGGCGUGAUAAGCUCUAAGCACUGUGAUUGGUCCUUCACUCCGCCUGUCAAACAGUGAGGACCGCCUUCUGUAGAGAGAGACCUGAGCAAAUGAAGUGCCUUCCAGUUUGAUCUGACAAAUACACAUACAGUACAGUGGGACUGAAAUGUAUUUGGACACUGAUAAAUAUCUGAAUGUCAUUGCAUUAGGAACACAUAUAACAAACCAAGCUGCGACUGCAAGAAAAUGAUGCUGGAGCUUCACUUUUCUGCAUCAGUUUUGCUUCAUGACCUUUAAUUUCCUCCACAAUGCCACAUUGAAUUUUUUGGUAACACUUUACAAUGAGGUUCCAUUUGUUAACUUCAUUAGUUAACAUUAACUAACAAUAAAAAAUACUUUUUCUAUGUUGGUAUUUUAAACAUGAGGUAUACAAGCCUGUUUUACCAAAUAAUUUUUUUUUUCUCAGAAUUCUUUACAUUUUGCAAUUUUUCCCUUGCACCACAGAAUAAAAUCUUUAAAAAAAUAAAAUAAAAAUAAUUGUGACUUUUUAGCUCACAAUUCUGAAAAAAGGUUCUGGAAAAAAAAAGUUAUUUGAAAGAUGUAAACUCAAAAUUCAGAUUUUUUUCCUCACAAUUUAAUAUCUUGUAGUUGUCAGUGAAAACUGAGAAAAGAAACUCAAAUCUGUCUUUUUUCCUCAGAAUAGGGUUUUUGACUUUAGUGAGAUAAAAAGUUGUAAUUACUUUUUUUAUUUUUUAUCUCAUGCUGAAAAAAAGCUUCCAUAAACACAAAUAAACUGUAAUUUUUUAUCAAAUGUUUAAAAACGUUAAUGAAUACUGCAACAAAUGUAUUGCACAUUUUUAGUUAAUUUGUUAAUUGGACCUAAUUGUAAAGUGUUACCUUUUUUAUUAUUAUAUUUUUUAACACUAAAUCAUUUAAUUAUUUAUCAUACGUUUAAACCGAACAGAUUUAUUCUGAUGAUUUGCUGAAAGUCUGCUUGUGCUGUGCUUUCUUUAAAAAUAAAUGCAACUUGGUUUGAUAUUUUAUGAUCAAAUGCAAUGACAUUUGUGCAUUUUUAAGGGUGACUUAAGCAUCCAAAUAUUUUUGGAUAUUUUAUAUAUAUAUAGAUAUAUAUAUAGACAUGCUGUAAAAUCAUCUCAGCCUUUAUGAAUUCUAUUUUGAUAUUUAAAUAGCUUUUGAUACCACUAUUUUUUUGGAUGACAUAUUUUUUAUACUGUGGCAAAGCUUGCCUGAUUGCUCAGGGAUGCAAUCAAAGUGCUCUGUGUAUAAUCAUAUAUUCUUUAAGGGGAUGAGAGACAAAUGAGAUUCAAAUGUUCCUGCGUAGAUGCAACCGUGACCUCAAAGAGGUUCUUAUAGGAUGAUGAUGAUGCACAUCGGUGCCGUGCCUUAAACACAAGAUGCAUCUGCCAAAACAGCUGAUCACUCAAUGUCCUUAUGCAGCGCUUUCUGAUUGUUACAACUGUGCUUAAUGUGUUUCAGGUUCUGUUACAUGAUAAUGAGGGCUCAGAAUUAAUGUUAAUGAUAAGAAAUCAUAAACAACAUCCUUUCCGUUCUUAAAAAUAAAGGUUUUCAAUGCUGCUUCAAAGAGAUUCAGCAAAGAGCUUCUUCUCAUUAAGAACUAUUUAUGACUAUAUAAGGUUCCUGAGUUGGCUAUAUAUAUAUAUAUAUAUAUAUAUA